GUGUGUCGUCACGAUGAUGGAAUGAAGAAUCCUCUUCACUUUACUCAAAAACAUUCUUCUGUGGAGUUCUUGCUACCGAUGGAAGACAAACACUGACGUUUAUUCGGCUCAAUGGGACGUUCGACGAAAUAACACCGGCAAGGCGCGGCUUCAACGCGCAAACAGGAUUUUAUAGCUGCCUCCCUGCCGUGUGGUAAUCACCGGGACAUUGCAGAAGAUACUCAACAAGAACUUGAGAACGUUACACCUGCAAGCUCAGAUGGCCCACCACUAUGAGUCCUGGUUGCGGACAGCACCAUCUAGUGGCAACUCCGAAGACAUCAACAACAUCCCUUCAUGGUGGGAUCUCCAGAGGGAGGUUCACUCAGGGAACUGGAUUGAUCUCCACACAGGGCAAGGUUUAGGUUUGCCUUCCGUGAGUCCAGGGAGCUCCAUGGGUCUGCAGUCCUCUUUAGCAUCCUACGGUUCCGACCCGCAGCUCUGCGCCUUGCCUCUGGCUCAGCAUGUACCGCCAUCGCACUCGCCUCACUUCUUCCCUCAGGACUGCUUCAAGAUGGAGCCUCUGCCUGCUGAAAUCCUGCAACAGGAGCCGCUCCCCCUGGAGGAGCCACAGGAGAAUGUCGGGUUGGCCCGCCCAAAGUCCCAGCGACGCGCUUCCAGAGGCGGCGGCACGGCGGCCUGUCGCUGCCCUAACUGCGUUCACGCGGAGCAACUGGGUCAGAGCGCCGACGACAGCCGGAGGAAGCACAUGCACAACUGCCACAUCCCCGGCUGUGGCAAAGCCUACGCCAAGACCUCCCAUCUGAAGGCUCACCUACGCUGGCACAGCGGGGACAGGCCGUUCGUCUGCAACUGGCUCUUUUGCGGCAAGCGGUUCACGCGUUCCGAUGAACUGCAGCGCCACCUGCAGACGCACACCGGCGCCAAGAAGUUCAGCUGCACGCUGUGCCCUCGAGUGUUCAUGCGCAACGAUCACCUGGCCAAGCACAUGCGCACGCACGAUUCCACGGCCGGGCGCGGUGAGGAAAGGGUGAACGUAGAGGAAAAGGUCUUUGAUUCCUCCAAAUCUCCUCAGUCAUCUUCAAGCAUGACCAUGCCUGACACCUCAGAGUCUUCCCUUAAGUUGAUGUGUAAGACAGAGUCCUCGGUCUCCAGUGGAACUGUAUAGUGAACAUCAUUUCAUAACCACCGUCAAGAUUUUAAAAGGUUUCUGUCUGUUGCACUUUGUGUCAUAAGACUUGUACAAUGGAGUGUUUUAGGUUACAAAGCUACUUGGAACAGAAUGUGCUCUGCAAAAUGAUUGACAUUGAGCGAACCACAAACUGAUAAACCAGAAAGGCUCUCAGUAGAGCACAGACCUCUGCUGAGGUGAGUUUUUAUGUUGGUCCACCUGUAUGUUAGCAGGCCUGCUUUAUAGAGGGUGAUGUAAGUGUCAGAACCGUAGGGGAGUUUUUAUCAUGAUGCUCUAAAAAAUUCAGAGUUUCUCUUGUCAAUGAGGAAUAGGGUUUUGCAUGAUAGUAGGUCUCCGCUAUGUUUUAUACGUGUUCCAAGAACUCCCGACAAAGGCAAAAAAAACUGCUAAUAACUAUGAAUAGUUUAUACAUGAAACCAGGGGUCUCCAACAGGCAGCAGAUUUUGAGUACUUGCCAAAACUCUUUGCUAUUUUUAAACGUGCUCUGUUCAGUCUAUUUGAUGACAAAACUAGUGUUGUCAGAUGAAUCAUUUCUUUAUGUAUAAUUCAUUUGUUUUUAAUCUCACCUAAAAAUUGAUGGCAUGGUCGAUCAAAAGAUUGACGUGUAUGACAAAAAAAGGUGGCUUUGUAAACUCAUUUAAGUGUGACUUGAAAGUACCGUAUUUUUCAGAUCUAUAAGGCGCACUUAAAAUCCUUUCAAUCCGCCUUAUAACCCGGUGCGCUUAAUGUACGGCAUCAUUCAGGUUGUGCUUACCAACCUCGAAGCAAUUUCAUUUGGUACAUGGUGAAAUGAUAAGUGUGACCAGUAGAUGGCAGUCAUACAUAGGAGAUACGUGUAGACUGCAAGAUGACGCCAGUAACCAACACCAAAACUUUAAAUGUUCCAUUGAGAAUAUAGAACAGUGGUUCUUAACCUUGUUGGAGGUACCGAACCCCACCAGUUUCAUAUGCGCAUUCACCGAACCCAAACCGUAAUCAUAAAAUGAUGUUAUUAUAUUAAAGAAAUACUAAUAAAGAUAUAUUUUUACAAACGGAAAGUUACAGGAAUGUACACAUGAUCCCAUGUUUACAUCUCAUUGUGCAACAUGUGAAUGUUUUGGUGGGAACUAAAUGCGAUAUCUAAAAGGGGUACACAUUAUUUACAAAGUAGGACCCCCCCACGCAGACAUAUAUUACUAGUACACAGCUCAUGAAAAACAAUAUGUUAUAGUCAUUGUAAGUGGGCCAAAACACUUAUAUUGGAAAAUAAUCUCAUGGAAAUGACUGCUGUCAUUUGAUUACAAUAAUAAAACAUUGAACUUGUUAUUUAGUCAGGUUUGGGACAAGUGUGCUGCAGGUGUGACCACAGUGCAUGUGCACGUCUGACGUCGCUCACAUGUGCUCUACCGAAUGCUCAAGGAGUUUUUGCGUUUGCUUACACAUAUGGAAAAUUAGAGGGAACGUUGUUUGGGGGUAUCCAUAAUACGCCGACAGGGAGAAGUUUUUAUUUACACGAUGAGUCUGGUGUGUCUUGACCUCCGCAGCGGAGGCUCUGCCGAACCCCUGAGGCCGACUCACCGAACCCCUCGGGUUCGAUCGAACCCAGGUUAAGAACCACGGCGCAUCCUGAAGAAACGCUCAGAAAGCUUCUUGAAAACGGUCUGUAAAACAUAAUCUAUGCAACAUUUUGACCAAAGAACCACCAUCACAUGUUAUGUAGCCAACAAGAUAGUGUUUUAGAUUUAGAAUAAAAUCAUAAUAUGACCCUUUUAGUGCGCCUUUUAAUCCGGUGCGCCUUUUGUAUGAAAAUAGAACUGACUAGACCCGCUCAUCGGCAGUGCGCCCUAUCGUCCGAAAAAUACGGUACACAAGUCAGUAAUAAAUCACACAAACGGAAGUACAAAUGAGAACAAUAAUAAUAACAAAUCUAUGGCUGUGCCACUUCAACAUGUCCAGAUCAUAUUAUGUAUUUAAACUAGGGAUGUAACUAGAGAUGUCCGAUAAUGCGUUAAAAUGUAAUAUCGGAAAUUAUCGGCAUCGGUUUUUUAUUAUCGGUAUUGUUUUUUGGGGUUUUUUUUAUUUUUAUUAAAUCAACAUAAAAAACACAAGAUACACUUACAAUUAGUGCACAAACCCAAAAAACCUCCCUCCCCCAUUUACACUCAUUCACACAAAAGGGUUGUUUCUUUCUGUUAUUAAUAUUCUGGUUCCUGCAUUAUAUAUCAAUAUAUAUCAAUACAGUCUGCAAGGGAUACAGUCCGUAAGCACACAUGAUUGUGCGUGCGUUCAUUAAUUACUAGUUUCUAUGUAACUGUUUUUAUAUUGUUCUACUUUCUUUUUUAUUCAAGAAAAUGUUUUUAAUUUAUUUAUCUUAUUUUAUUAAUUUUUUUAAAAAGUACCUUAUCUUCACCAUACCUGGUUGUCCAAAUUAGGCAUAAUAAUGUGUUAAUUCCACGACUGCAUAUAUCGGUUGAUAUCGGUAUCGGUAAUUAAAGAGUUGGACAAUAUCGGAAUAUAGGAUAUCGGCAAAAAGCCAUUAUCGGACAUCCCUAAAUGUAACCAUAUGAACAUAUCAUAUAUCGCGGUUGUUGUGACCAAAAUGAUCAUGAUAUUGUUGUUGUUAUACACACACUGAAAUAUUUGACAAUGUUUUAUAUAAGAAAUGUAAUACAAUGAAUAGACACACAAUAUACUUCCUUUGCAGAAGAAAUUGUAUAUAUUGUUCUGGCGUCUUAAGAGCCAUAUUAUUUUUGAGUGUUUAAAUAUGUUUAUCUUCUUCCGUUUGAAUUUGUAAUGGUUUUAGUGUUUUUUUGUAUAAUGAAAGUUAAUUUCCGGUGUAUGUGACAUCAUCCUGUUCUAGACACGUCCAUGACAAUAUUCCUCUGAUUAUAGAUCGAUCGCUGUGUUCUAAGACAACGUGAUUGAUAUGUGAUGGUUGCGAAGACGGCAACAUGUUUAUAGAAGUUUGGAUUGUAGUAUGUGGUCCCUAAUGUUGAAAUACAUUAUUGUGUCCUUAGAGAUAGGUUGAUUGGCAACACUAAAUUGGCCCUAGUGUGUGGACGUUGAUUAUCUGUGUUGGCCCUGCGAUGAGGUGGCGACCUGUCCAAGGGUGUACCCCCCCUUCCGCCCGAGUGCACCUGGGAUAGGCUCCAGCUACCCCAGCGACCCUGUGAGGGACAAGCAGUAGAAAAUGGAUAGAUGGAUGGUGUUUAUGUUUGAAUUCAAACCAGCAAUCAAGCGCUAGUUGGUCCGUGGGGAUUAUUAAAGUGCGGUUAUCUAUCACAGUUUUAUGGUCAGUUUCAUUUUAAAGCAGGGGUGUCAAACUCAACAGAGUGGCCCAAAAUUUAAAACUGAACAAAGGUUGAACAAAUUAACCUUUUAAUAGGGACCCAAACAAGUUUUGCAUUGAAUAUUGAACAAGCAAAGCUUAUAUAACUUUAUAGUGACAUGCAAAAUCCAGUUUCAAAUAAUAAUAAUAAUAAUUAAAAAAUAUCAAUGGCAUAUCAAAUAUAAUUUAAAUAAAAAUUGAAUGCCUCUUUUCUAUUUGCAGCCAUCUGAGGUAAAUAUCAACAUUAACUUUUUCCACAGGCUAAUAUAUUUGAAAAUAAAAUAACAAUGAAUGAAACAACCAUUCAGGACUUUCAACUGCUCUGUUUGCAACACAAUGAUUUAAUCUGAUGUGCCCAAGCCAGAUACCUGCCAUCUUUUCUGGGACGCUAGUUCAUUAAUGUCGGGGCUCAGGCUUUGAGCUGAGGCAACCUUCAUUAUCGAACGAAGGUCUUCAUCAGUCAUUAUAUCUCGUCCACCCGGACCACAGUCUUGGGGGCGUGCCUUAAAUGCACUGCCUUUAACGUCCUCUAUGAGCUGUCGUCACGUCCGCUUUUCAUCCGUUCUAACAUGGUUCAGACCCGGUCACAAGAUAUGUGCGGCUUCUGUACCACACACGAGUGAAUGCAAUGCAUACAGGUUUCACUGAGCGUGCCAGUAUAAAAAACUUUAACACUGUUAGAAAUAUGCGCCACACUGUGAAUCCACACCAAACAAGAAUGACAAACACAUUUCGGGAGAACAUCCGCACCGUAACACAACAGAACAAAUACCCAGAAUCCUUUGCAGUGUGGCGUAUAUUUCUAACAGUGUUAACGUUUUUUAUUCGGCUACCCUCAGUGUAACCUGUACCGCUGUUGAUGAAGUAUGCGUUGCAUGCAAUUGUGUGUGCGUGCAGAAGCCGCACAUGUUAUGUGACUGGGCCAGCACUCGUUGAACUGAGUUUGACACCCAUGUUUUAAACGCUGAUACUGCGGUUCAUCUUUAAUUCAAUGUAUUGUUACAUCCCGAUUUUAAAUACAAAUCUUGGCCACAUUUAAACUUUCUGUCAUUACAUGAUGCCUUUUAGCUCAAGUUUUCUUCUUUUUUUUUUUUCCUUUUGGUAGGGCGUCCAUGAAAAAAAGCCAGGUUCCAUGCAUGUGUCCCACUGACCAGCGAGAGGUCUUAGCAUAUGACGGAAGCCUGUCCCCUGAUUCUAGUUAGCACUGUGGUUAGCCACUGGUCCUGCUAGCCUAAGAAGACGAGCACUUGCUGUUGGGAAUAAAAAAUCGAAUUAAUUAAUCACAAUUAACAAGAUAAUAUGACAUCUUUUCACAAAAUUCUGCCAAAUGGCAUUAAAAUAGUGACUGUACUGUUUGAGUGGAAAUAAAGUUCAAUGUUGUGUUCAAACGUUUGCAGUUUCACUCUAUAGUGGAUUUUUUUAAAGCAAAUUAUAUGUGCUUUUGCCCUAAAUGUUGCCUAAAAAUGGCUAAAUGGAAGAAAAAUCGCAAUAAUACAAUUGGCUACUCGAUGAGACCAAACCAAUAAGAACCUGUUCAGUAUCUUGGCCACUGAUUGACUCAGCCUCAGGCAGCUGGAUGCUGGAUGUUACAAGUGUAAAGUGGACUAUGUGGGUGUUGCUUCAUGUCUAGAGGGUUUUCACGAUUUAAAUUUUUUUUUAAAUUGGCGUGUUUUUUUUUAUGCUCUAGCCACGAAAAUAUUUGCUCUAAAAUGAACGAAAGUUCAUCGAUCCCAGUCAAUUAACAGCGAUAAACAAAGGUUUACUGUAAAUGCCAGUCAUAUAAACAAAAUACAAAUGACAAGAUUCUUCUUGUUUCGUCCCUGUCGCUCUGAUAGUGACUGACGUUGGAGACCCCCUACUGUAAGCCCCGUUAUAUGACACUCAAAAUAUAUUUUAGUAAAAUAUGUUUUACCAUAGGUGACCCAAUGCGGCAGGUGUGUCACCACGCCAUGAACAAUAGGAUGCAGCUGCAUACCAGCUAUACUUUGUUUAUUUUAGGCAUGAUUUUACAUAUGAUUAUACCAUUUUUUUUUGGUUGUUUACGUUUGUGUAACCCAGCCAAUGAAGAGAGGAGAAAAGUGAAACAUUAUAUUGGCAAAUGUUCAGUAACCAGAUGAAAGUGUCUCAUUUGGUAUCAAGAGUGUUUUGCAGGACUUUAAUGGAGCUGUUGGCAACUUUUUACCUGUUAACUCAACUACUAUGUCUGUAACUACAAUUGUAAAUGUUUUCUUUUUUGAAUCGAAACAAAUCCUAUUAGUGAGUAUUGUGAAUUACACAAUACACGGGGCAUUAUUAUUUAUUAUUACAGCUCUUCACAGCACUCAAGUGUACAAAAUUAAUCAUCACUUACCUUGCUUUGGACAAUUAAUUGUUUUCUGGGUCAAGUCAAAUGACAAAGGAUGAUUUCUAGAACAUUACUGUCAUAUUGAGUAAAAAAAAAAAAAAAAAGUGUUUGCAAACCUUACAAAAGCACAUGUUUCUAGUAAAACUCACAAAGAUACAUUAAUACAGGCAUUAUUAGAGAUAUUGCAUGUUCAGUUUAGGAGUUAUGAUUGAAACAAUUUUUUGUUGCUUCAAUCUCAUUAUCUCAGGAUUCUAAGAACAUUACUGUCAUAUUGAGUAAAAAACAAAUGUUUGUGUUUGCAAACCUUACAAAAGCCCAUGUUUCUAGUAAAACUCACAAAGAUACAUUAAUACAGACAUUAUUAGACAUAUUGCAUGUUUGGUUUAGGAGUUAUGCUUGAAGACAUUUGUAUUGCUUCAAUCACAUUAUCUCAGGAUUCUAAGAACAUUACUGUCAUAUUGAGUAAAAAACUUAUUUUUUUGUGUUUGCAAACCUUACAAAAGCCCAUGUUUCUAGUAAAACUCACAGCAAUAUAUAUAUAAUACAGGCAUUAUUAGACAUAUUGCAUGUUUGGUUUAGGAGUUUUGAUUGAAACAGUUUUUUGUUGCUUCAAUCUCAUUAUCUCAGGAUUCUAAGAACAUUGCUGUCAUAUUGGCUAAAAAACAAAUGUUGGUGUUUGUAAACCAUACAAAAGCACAUGUUUCUAGUAAAACUCACAAAGAUACAUUAAUACAGGCAUUAUUAGACAUAUUGCAUGUUUGGUUUAGGAGUUAUGCUUGAAGACAUUUUUAUUGCUUCAAUCGCAUUAGCUCAGGAUUCUAAGAACAUUACGGUCAUAUUGAGUAAAAAACACAUUUUUGUGUUUGCAAACCUUACAAAAGCCCAUGUUUCUAGUAAAACUCACAGAGAUAUAUUAAUACAUGCAUUAUUAGACAUAUUGCAUGUUUGGUUUAGGAGUUAUAAUUGAAACACUUUUUUAUUGCUUCAAUCGCAUUAUCUCAGGAUUCUAAGAACAUUACUGUCAUAUUGAGUAAAAAACUAUUUUUUUGUGUUUACAAACCUUACACAAUCCCAUGUUUCUAGUAAAACUCACAAAGAUACAUUAAUACAGGCAUUAUUAGAGAUAUUGCAUGUUUAGUUUAGGAGUUAUGCUUGAAGACAUUUUUUAUUGCUUCAAUCGCAUUGUCUCAGGAUUCUAAGAACAUUACUGUCAUAUUGAGUAAAAAACAAAUUUUUGUGUUUGCAAACCUUACAAAAGCACAUGUUUCUAGUAAAACUCACAGAUAUAUUAAUACAGGCAUUAUUAGACAUUUUGCAUGUUUGGUUUCGGAGUUAUGCUUGAAGACAUUUUGUAAUGCUUCAAUCGCAUUAUCUCAGGAUUCUAAGAACAUUACUCAUGUCAUAUUGAGUAAAAAACAAAUGUUUGUGUUUGCAAACCUUACAAAAGCACAUGUUUCUUGAAAAACUCACAGAGAUACAUUAAUACAGGCAUUAUUAGACAUAUUGUAUGUUUGGUUUAGGAGUUAUGAUUGAAACAAUUUUUUAUUUCUUCAAUCACAUUAUCUCAGGAUUCUAAGAACAUUACUGUCAUAUUGAGUAAAACACAAGUUUUUGUGUUUGCAAACCUUACAAAAGCACAUGUUUUUAGUAAAACUCACAUAGAUGUAUUAAGUAAUGUAGGCAUAAUUAGUCAACAUUAUUGUACACUGUAAUUAGGAAGCUUAUUACAAACAUACUUCAUGGUGUUUAUUUUAUGUUGUAAAAGAUGGCUCUUCUUUAAAUUAUUUACUCUAUUAAUUUGUAAGUUGUAGAGAGCAAUGAUGAU
Nerophis lumbriciformis (worm pipefish) is the source of this 8668-nucleotide messenger RNA. It is a transcript of the gene sp6, whose product is annotated as Sp6 transcription factor. NCBI's taxonomy places the organism in Eukaryota, Metazoa, Chordata, Actinopteri, Syngnathiformes, Syngnathidae. Gene Ontology annotation, biological process: regulation of transcription by RNA polymerase II. Gene Ontology annotation, molecular function: RNA polymerase II cis-regulatory region sequence-specific DNA binding; DNA-binding transcription factor activity, RNA polymerase II-specific. The record is from RefSeq and is a predicted model, not a curated record.